Anguilla anguilla (European eel) is the source of this 3082-nucleotide messenger RNA. Its product is annotated as E3 ubiquitin-protein ligase RNF182. The transcript has 2 exons. The record is from RefSeq and is a predicted model, not a curated record. Lineage: Eukaryota; Metazoa; Chordata; Actinopteri; Anguilliformes; Anguillidae. Bases 1442 to 2227 code for a protein of 261 amino acids.
CUCGUGGUGAUUACGAUCAACAGGAUGUUGCCCUCGUUUAUUACGACCCAAUUUCGUUAAAUUUGGUUAAUUGUGAUGAAGAUGGCCAGGCUAACCUAAUUAGAUGCAUCAUAAUGACAAAAUGCAGGCCAUAGAACACUGUCCAUCUCUGGGUCGCUGCUUGCACUUGGUGUUGCCACAGCAACCACCAAGGAGAAAUCUGUGCAGGUCCUGAUGCUACGGCGCUACCGCAUUGAGAGGGAUGCAGCAGUCCGACUCGAGCAGAUGGGACCUCGAGAUCGGCAGUGACUCACCAACAGUAAGCAAAAUAAAUCUGGGGACACAUAGAGGGAAAAGCUGACGAUAGGCUUGGGUUACCGUGGAUUUUGCAGGACACUGUCGGUUGCCGGUUUACUGUGGGUUUUCUGUUCAACCAAAGAUCAAAGGGUCUGUUCCUGGGACCUGCUCCCCAGGGGCCACGCCUCUUACCCACUUCAGCUGGAAUAGCGGACACACCAUGGAUCACCUGACCAACAUCUGGCUUUUCCUGUCCUCAGUUUGCUUACCUGUUUUUUUUAGACCGGCAUGAAUAGUUUUUUCUCUGUAGCAAUAAAUAGCUCUCCUAUUUGCAUUCACAUUUUAAAACCAUCAGGGCUAUUUUGGUCCAAAAAAAACAAAACAAAAACGAAAGAAAAACCUCCAAGCUUUGUUUCCCAUAGUUUUGAGGAAUUCUGCAGACGAUCUCUCUAAAGGAUUAUCCAUUCGUUGCUCCUGAUUGUCUGAAGAGAAAGCGAAAGUGGCUGGUGACAGAAAUGCCCGUAUAUGCGCAUGGCGGGGGUUGAAGUGUAGGUCGACGCUAGCAUGGUGGCUGGGUUUUGCGGGUUAGUGAGAGGGAGCAGACGAGGGCCUGCGUCUAUGGAGGGGCGGGCGCUGGGCUAGGGCGACUCGCGGGCUGUUGGCCCCUCCUCCAUCUUCCUCAGAGAAUCUGUGACCUUGUGCUACACCGGCAUAGCAACAGUCAGUUUAUGCAGCAGCUUCAACUGUGAUCUCAACUAUUUCCUUUAUCCUUCAGGGCAAACCAAUAAAGCUAAAUCCGAAAUCAGGGCAGACUUAUUAAACACGCUAUAUCUGUGGACGGUUUUGUAGAGUAAUGUAAAUAGUUUUCAUUAAAAAGUCAAAAGGUGCUCUUGACCCCAAGACUCAAGACUUGUCCUCAUUGUUUUUUUUUGGAUUUAAAAAGUGGACAGAACACCACACCAGCUACGGAAGCGGAAAACUAAUUUUCAAAUCUCACUUCAAGGACUUUUGGGUGUGUGACUCAAGGAUAGCCUACAGGAGAGACCGGCGGAUACUAGCAGACUACAGCAGAGACCAGCAGUGGCUCACUGACUCUACAGGAGAGACCAGUGGCCAUAGCUGUUUGUGUGUCCCCAGUGCUCUGGAAGCUCAUCCCCUGCCCGUCAUGAGCCAGAAGCAGGACUCGGAGGCGGAGAGCCCCCAGCCCCUGGUGUACACUAUGGAGGAGCUGGAGUGCAAGAUCUGCUACAAUCGCUACGACGCGCGAACCCGCAAACCCAAGGUGCUGAGCUGCCUGCACCGGGUCUGCGCCAAAUGCCUGAAGAAGAUGGUGGAGAUGGGAGACUCCUCCCCCAGCAUCAUCAGCUGCCCGUUCUGCCGCCACGAGACCCACGUGCCCGACGAGGAGAUCUGGCUCCUGCAGGACGACAGCAACAUCCUGGCCAUCCUCACCUACCAGGACCGGGCCCGGAAGGGCGGGGCGGCCGCGGCCACGCCCGGCGAGGUGGUGCUGAGCCCCAACAGCCUGAGCGGCGGGGGCGGGGUCUGCGCCGGCGGCGGCGGCGGCGGCGGCGACCAAUCGCACAGCUCUUCCGACUGCCUGGUCAUCACCAUCAUGGAGGUGCCGGGCGAGUCGCAGUCGUCGGAGAGCAUGGGCAUGCUGAACAUGGUGCGGCUGUACCGGCCGCCCAGCCUGGACUCGCUGCCCUGCCACCUGCCCGUCCAGAAGUGCCGGAUGUGGACCUCCAGGGCCUUCCCGCGGUUCCUCAUCGGGGUGCUCUGCCUCAUCUACUUCUGCUCGCUGCCGCUCGGCAUCUACCUGCUGAUGAUCCAGCAGCUCACCCUGGGCGUGAUCCUGGUCAGCCUGGUGCCCUCCACCCUGGUCCUCUGUGUCUUCUACGGCUUCUGCCAGUGCCUGUGUCACGAGAUCAUGGAGUCCAUCGCCACAUAGCCUCGACCCGUCCCCCCACCCGCACCACUAAUACCACCACCGUCGCUCGUGUCAGUCUGGGGAGUAGACCAGGCCAGGCCCUGACAAAUAUCAAACUGACUACCCGAAUCAUCCACCCCUGCCCGCCCUAAACCUCUUCACAAACCCAUUUCAGGUUUCGCUUAAGGGUACCGGAAGUCCUCUUUACCACUGCGGUGCCAGGGGUGGGCGGCUGGCAUAGGACAGAAGCCGCCCAAGUUCCAUAACCCGCUGCGGGUCGUCACCGUGCAACCACCCAGACCGCAGCAGCAACGCAAGGGAACUUCCAACAACGAAAGCAGAUGAGAGCGGCCAUUUCUUUUGCAGGCUGUGGCUCAGGUUCAAGCGAAGGUUCAGCUCUCAAAUGACAAGCCAACUGUCAAAUAUCACUUCAUCCAAAAAAAAAAAAAAAAACUCCCAAGAUGCAUCAGAUGUCAGAAGUUUGUUUGUGUGGAUAUUCCCCAAGCGGGCUUCAGCUACAACUGUGAUCACGCGAUUGUGUUAUGAUAGAGAACGGUGAAAACAAACAUUCUCACGUUGUACUAUGCGAAUUGCGUACAGUGUUAAAUAGCUCGCCAGAAAUUCCUAUCCACGUUACCUGUGAGUGGUUUACUUUCUAAAACUCACACUUGUACAUGUAAGGAUACCUACAGUAUAGAGUGUUCAUAUAUUUUUUCAGAGUUUGGAGUUGCCAUUGUAAGGCAUGUCUGUUAAGCCAGCAGUAAUUUUGCAUCAUGAGUGUGUCUUUGUAAUUGCAGAAUGGAAUGGACAAACACCUUAGAACCGCCAAAACUGUUACAACUCUUACUAGAUACUUCAAUAAAGAUUCAAAACACA